Amborella trichopoda is the source of this 2024-nucleotide messenger RNA. RefSeq names its product beta-glucosidase 12. The record is from RefSeq and is a predicted model, not a curated record. Gene Ontology annotation, biological process: carbohydrate metabolic process. Gene Ontology annotation, molecular function: beta-glucosidase activity. NCBI's taxonomy places the organism in Eukaryota, Viridiplantae, Streptophyta, Magnoliopsida, Amborellales, Amborellaceae.
UGCAAAAAGAACCAGCAUUAUUCACCCAACAUAAAAGGAAAAAAGAAAAAGGAAAAAGCCUGCAUAUACCAACUCUUUGAAGUUAGAAUAUUGAGGAAUCUUGAACCACUUCCAUUGUUUGCACCAAGAUGAAAGCAAUUGAAGCCACGUUUAGACUUCUCCAAGUGUUGAUUGUUUUGUUUGCAGGAUUAGGGCAAGCAAAAGCAUUGGAAAAGAGAGAUUUCCCUGAAGACUUCAUUUUUGGGGCAGGAACUUCAGCUUAUCAGAUUGAAGGAGGGGCGACGGAAGAUGGUAAAGGGCCUAGUAUUUGGGACACUUUCACACAUAAAUUUCCAGAUAAGAUUGAUGGGGGAAACAAUGGAGACAUGGCUGUAGAUUCCUAUCAUCGGUAUAAGGAGGAUAUACAAUUGGGGAAAGAAAUGGGGUUGGAUGCAUAUCGCUUCUCUAUAUCAUGGACUAGGAUCCUACCAAAGGGAAAAUUGAGAGGAGGGGUCAGCAAGGAGGGCAUCAAACACUACAACAACCUCAUCAAUGAGUUGAUUGACAACGGGAUGAUGCCUUUGGUGACACUGUUCCAUUGGGAUUUACCUCAAUAUCUCGAGGAUGAGUAUGGAGGAUUCUUGAGUUCUAAAAUUGUUGUGGAUUUUGAGGACUAUGCCAACAUUUGCUUCCAAGAAUUUGGUGAUAGAGUGAAAUAUUGGGUUACUGUGAAUGAGCCAUGGACUUAUAGUGUGAGAGGAUAUGAUUUAGGUAUAUCAGCCCCUGCUCAUUGUUCACCUUCAUUAGGAAACUGUACCCAAGGAAAUUCAGCCACCGAGCCUUAUCAAGUUGCACAUAACAUGCUUCUUGCUCAUGCUGCUGCCUUUAGCCUAUACAAAGACAAAUAUGAAGCAGCACAAAAAGGAGUCAUUGGUAUUUCUCUAUCAGCCCAUUGGUAUCUGCCCUACUCAAACACCAAUGGAGACCAUGAGGCUGCAUAUAGAGCUGUUGAUUUCAUGCUUGGAUGGGCCCUAGAUCCUAUAACAAGAGGUGAUUACCCCUUUUCCAUGAGAACUUAUGUUGGGGAAAGGCUGCCCAGAUUUACAGAAAAUCAAUCUCAUAAUUUGAGAGGAUCAUUCGAUUUUAUUGGGAUUAAUUACUACACAACACACUAUGCAUCUGAUAUUCCAUAUUCGAGCUUCUCGAAAGCUGUCAGCUACUCAAAUGACAUUCAUGUGGAUCGAACAGGGAUGCGGAAUGGCAUUCCUAUUGGGCCACAGGGUGCCUCCACUUGGUUAUUUGUGUAUCCACCAGGUAUCAAAGACCUCUUGGUUUACAUUAAGGAGAGGUACAACAAUCCGACGAUCUACAUCACCGAAAAUGGGGUGGAUGAAUAUGACAAUGGGACCAAGCCCUUAGAGGAAUCUCUUCAAGAUACAAUUAGGAAAGACUGCCACUAUAACCAUCUCUUGCAUAUCCGAGAAGCCAUCAGGCGAGGAGUGAGAGUGAAGGGAUACUUCUUUUGGUCCCUCUUGGACAACUUCGAAUGGGAAGAUGGUUAUAGCUUGCGCUUUGGCCUUUAUUAUGUUGAUUACAAGAACAAUUUGAGGAGACUUCCGAAGCUCUCAGCUCGUUUCUUUUCGAGGUUCUUGAGAGAGAAAACCACAAGCCUCGAGGAAGCCGACCUCAUUAACACUAUGUAGCAAGCAUAUGUUAUAUUGGAUUCGAUUUUUUUUAUUCAAUACCCUACAUCAGAACUGAUUUCUCAUGGCAUUGAGAGAGGAGAGAGGGGGGAAUCGAAAAUCAUAGUGUGAAUUUGUUCUUCGUUUAGUUAAGAGAUUGUAUAUGAUAAGGCAAUUUACUUUUGCUUCAAAGGUCACAAUAUGCUAUCGUUGUCCGAUGUGAAAACUGACAGCUUGGAAUGUAUAUCAAAGAUUGAGAAAACUUUAUUUUGACCCUGAGCAUGGUCAGUAGUACAAUCCCAGUCAUGAUCAAGAGAAAUUGUGACCUACUUGUAUCAAAGAUAAGUGACUUUCUUUAGUUAA